AUGGGGCUGAAGCCAUGGCAGAAGGCCCUGUUCCCGCUGCGCUCGGUGGAGGACGUGGUGCGGUUAUUCAUGGCCGAGCUGCAGCAGGAGCAGCCCGAUCUGGUGCUGCUGUCGCUGGUGCUGGGUUUUGUGGAGCAUUUCCUGGCUGUGAACCGCGUCAUACCUACCAACGUGCCGGGCAUCAGCUUCGAGCCACGCCCGGGACCUGAGCCCGACAGCCUCACCUACUUCCCUGUGGCCGAGCUGUCCAUCGUGGCCGCGCUGUACGCCCGCUUCACCGCCCAGAUCCGUGGCGCUGUCGACCUGUCCCUCUACCCCCGGCCCGAGGGCUUCUCCUCCCGCGAGCUGGUCAAGAAGGUGUCGGACGUCAUCUGGAACAGCCUCAGCCGCUCCUACUUCAAAGACCGGGCCCACAUCCAGUCCCUCUUCAGCUUCAUCACAGGUAGGGGGCCCACUAGCACUAAGCUGGACAGCUCAGGGGUGGCCUUUGCUGUGGUGGGGGCCUGCCAGGUGCUGGGGUUGCCGGAUGUGCACCUGGCGCUCUCGGAGGACCAUGCCUGGGUGGUGUUUGGCCAGGACGGUGAGCAGACGGCCGAGGUGACCUGGCACGGCAAAGGCAAUGAGGACCGGCGCGGGCAGACCGUGAAUGCUGGCGUGGCUGAGCGGAGCUGGCUGUACCUGAAGGGCUCGUACCUGCGCUGUGACCGGCACAUGGAGGUGGCCUUCAUGGUGUGCGCCAUCAACCCCUCCAUCGACCUGCACACUGACAGCCUGGAGCUGCUGCAGCUGCAGCAGCGGCUCCUGUGGGUUCUCUACGAUAUGGGGCACCUGGAGAGGUACCCGAUGGCGCUGGGCAACCUGGCCGACCUGGAGGAGCUGGAGCCGACACCAGGCAGACCAGACCCCCUCUCCAUCUACCAUAAGGGCAUCAGCUCAGCCAGGAAGUACUACAACAAUGAGCACAUCUAUCCCUACAUGUACCUGGCUGGCUACCACUGUCGCAACAAGAAUGUCAAGGAGGCGCUGGAGGCCUGGGCUGAUACAGCCACUGUCAUCCAGGACUAUAACUACUGCCGGGAGGAUGAGGAGAUCUACAAGGAAUUCUUCGAUGUGGCCAACGACGUGGUUCCCAACCUGCUCAAGGAGGUGGCCAACCUGGCAGAGCCACUGGAGGAGAAAGGUGCUGGGGAGAGAGGAGAGGGGUCCCCGGUGCAGGCUGGGGGCUCGGCCUUGCAGGACCCUGAGUGCUUCGCCCACCUGCUGCGCUUCUAUGAUGGCAUCUGCAAGUGGGAGGAGGGCAGCCCCACACCUGUGCUGCACGUGGGCUGGGCCACCUUCCUGGUGCAGUCGCUGGGACGCUUUGAUGGGCAGGUGCGCCAGAAGGUGACUAUCGUGGCGCGGGAGGUGGAGGCCAAUGAAGAUGAUGAGCAGGGCAGCGAGGACCCCCGCGAGGGGCGCCGGCGCGGACCCCGCCGCGAGUCCAAGCCUGAGGAGCCCCCCCUGCCCAAGAAGGCCUCCGAGCGCCGGCGCCCCAGCUCGGGCCAGCGGCCAGACAAGCCCCCUGCGGCAGAGAAGGAGGAGGGGGGGGCCCCCGCCCCGGGGGUCCCCCCUGCCCCUCCGCCCGAGGGGCCUGUCCUCACCUUCCAGAGCGAGAAGAUGAAGGGCAUGAAGGAGCUGCUGGUGGCCGCCAAGAUCAACUCGAGCGCCAUCAAGCUACAGCUCACGGCCCAGUCCCAGGUGCAGAUGAAGAAGCAGAAGGUGUCAGCCCCAAGAGACUAUACCCUGGCCUUCCUCAAGCGCCCCCGCAAAUCCCUCUGA
Emys orbicularis (European pond turtle) is the source of this 1818-nucleotide messenger RNA. RefSeq names its product menin 1 (gene MEN1). Gene Ontology annotation, biological process: regulation of transcription by RNA polymerase II; negative regulation of cell population proliferation; negative regulation of cell cycle. The transcript is spliced from 9 exons. The record is from RefSeq and is a predicted model, not a curated record. Lineage: Eukaryota; Metazoa; Chordata; Testudines; Emydidae. The coding region runs from base 1 to 1818 and encodes 605 amino acids. Gene Ontology annotation, cellular component: histone methyltransferase complex; nucleus; chromatin. Gene Ontology annotation, molecular function: chromatin binding; Y-form DNA binding; transcription cis-regulatory region binding.